This is a messenger RNA of Uncinocarpus reesii 1704, 1983 nucleotides long. RefSeq lists its product as uncharacterized. The record is from RefSeq and is a predicted model, not a curated record. Bases 1 to 1983 code for a protein of 660 amino acids. NCBI's taxonomy places the organism in Eukaryota, Fungi, Ascomycota, Eurotiomycetes, Onygenales, Onygenaceae. The transcript is spliced from 2 exons.
AUGGAGCAUAAUAUCAAAGUUGAGACUGGUGUCGAGGUGCCUCCAAGUGCUCCGGGAAAAGAAUUGGAAGGGACUUCUCAAGGGAACGCUUUCGAUAAACCGCCAGAACACUGGAUUUUCGAAGAAUUAGAGCAGUUUGGUAUCAUAGAUGUUGAAAAUCCGACAACUCCUGAUCUACAGGGGCCAAUACAUCCGAUUUUUCAUCACGAAAGAUGGCCUGAAUUGAAAGAAAAUACCAAGAGAUAUGAUGUAUUUAGGCCAAGCUUCAUACUAGCAACAAAAUUGCUUAAAGUGGCUGGGCCAUUCCUGGCAUCAAUAAUACCAACGCUAAGGCUGGAUGCAAAAAGGGAAUAUGUUGUGCUGGAGAAAAGUGCUACUGAUAAUCAGUUACAAAAAUGUUUCAAGCACCUUGAGAUAAUCGCGCAACACAUGGAAUGGAAAGAAGACGCCGUCAUGUGGCCAUCCCUUGGCCGCCAAGGGCUCACAGUUCCCCAGGAUGCGGGAAUAAAGCCGGACGAACCUGUCCGAGACGAAGAGGAUGUUGAAUGCUGGGAAGAAUCGACAAAGAGGGAUCAGGUUCAGGGACUUCCCUGUCGUAAGAUGACAGUUUACCUUGCCACUCAAUAUGGGAACGCAUUGGAGGACUUCAAAGGAAAGGAACAACCCACCAUGAGAUAUUCGCAGGCCGUUUUUAUGUGUGCAGUUACACUUGUGCAUGAAAUUGCUCAUGUGGCAUAUGCAGCACGUUUUUCACACAGACCUUGGAGAGGGGAGCCUUUUAUCAAGGGAGAGGCAUUGCCUGAACUGGGGGUGAGUUUGAUAGCUUUUCUGUUCAAAGGCUGGCUCCCUGAAAAUAUUAGUAUGGAUGCAACUGGUAAAGACGAUUAUUCGUUCAAAUAUGGUUGUUGCUGGUAUAAACAGCGUUGCCAUCCACGACGAUACCCGCGAUAUACAACAGUGCAUUCGAUCCCCAUGUCACACAUUCAAAACAUUUUGAGUCAAAGCGCGUGGGACAAAUUCGACGAGGGCAACAUAUCAUCGUAUUCCAUCAGAGUGCGCUCGCUCCUUUUAAGUCCUUGUUUACCCUUCCAAGCCGGACGUACGGCCCGUAUCGCUAGAAAGGUUCAACGCUUUCGCGUGGAUAGAUCUCCCGCUUUGGGCCCAUAUUCCAAUAUUUGGGACUACCACGAUCCCGACUGGGAGAACCUCGAGCUAAGAGUUAAGAAAGAGGAGCCGGCAUGCUCUCCACUGAUGCUUCCGGUCAAACUUGAAGCGCAAAGUAGGAGCAUAAAGCCGGAGGCCGUUGGCGAGAUGCCGGAUGAUGGUCCGUCACCGGACAAUCGGCAAACGAGCGCAUCCAAAUGGUCUGCAACUUCUUCUCCUGUUAACCUUUGGUUAAUUCCAGCUGCGAGUGAACCGCCAUCUCCAUCCCCGAUAGAAGAAAUGCAGCCAAACUUGGCACGUAAUGGCCAAGGAGACUGUGUAAAAUGCGAAAGUGCGAACGGCGGCGAAAUUGGUGACAUUUGUGACAUUGGAACCGGGCAUAAGGAGCUGGUAACUACCAACCAGCGACCAACUGUCUCCAGUAGCACAAGCUCGUACUGGGAGAACCUCACAGAUGCCACUCCAAAUCUCACAGGCGUUAUUAGUGCCACAUCCAGCAAGUCGAGAGCCCGUCGAAGCCAGUGUCCAAGUCCGCCAAGACACCGCGACAGUGCAAGCCGUGGAAGACAUCGGCACCACAUCUACAACCAAGCUUCCGUGGAAGACAGCCAUUGGCAGCGAGGCGGCGGAAACGAUAGCGGCAUCACACAACACUACAUGCAACGCUUCGCUACGAUGCCACCUGUGGCUGCACGGGUUUUAAUUCGACAACCAGCAGAUACUGCGGUGCAAAGAAGGAGCAGAAGGCUGCAAGGCCUAGAACCCGAGAUGCCUGAAGGCCUUCAAGAGCCGAAAAGGCGGAGGGUUGUGCGACAUUAG